CGUAAACAAGGGCCCUUCGAGGCGAGAAGCGAGCUGGAGGCGGGGCUGACGGGCUGGAGCUGGUGUCAGCCCGAGGCGGACCCUUGCCCGCCCUGCUCGCGUCCCAGCGCCCUGGCCGCCCCCAGCCCGCAACCCCUCCGCAGGCGGCGAGAGGCCGUCCUCGCAGAGACGGGCCGGGAGGACAGAAGCCCGGGCGGCGGGGCGCGGCCGUAACACCGAGCCUUUCGCCGCCGCCGCGCGUCUCUCUCUUUUCCUUUGUCUUUUUCUCCUCCGCGGGUGCGGGGAUUCUGGUGAACCGAAGUGCAGCCUCAAGAUGGCCGAUGGCUACGAGGACCUGCGGGAAGACGAGCUCCCAGGGCCGGCCUACGAAGGCUACGAAUCCGCGGAGCUCGCCUGCCCCGCCGAGCGCAGCGGCCACGUCGCCGUCAGCGACGGGCGCCACAUGUUCGUCUGGGGCGGUUACAAGAGUAAUCAAGUCAGAGGAUUAUAUGACUUCUAUCUGCCUAGAGAAGAACUCUGGAUCUACAACAUGGAGACUGGAAGAUGGAAAAAAAUUAACACUGAGGGUGAUGUUCCUCCUUCUAUGUCAGGAAGCUGUGCUGUGUGUGUGGACAGGGUGCUGUACUUGUUUGGAGGACACCAUUCAAGAGGCAAUACAAAUAAGUUCUACAUGCUGGAUUCAAGGUCCACAGAUCGAGUAUUACACUGGGAAAGAAUUGACUGCCAAGGAGUUCCUCCAUCAUCAAAGGACAAACUCGGUGUCUGGGUAUAUAAAAACAAGUUAAUAUUUUUUGGAGGGUAUGGAUAUUUACCUGAAGAUAAAGUAUUGGGAACUUUUGAAUUUGAUGAAACAUCUUUUUGGAAUUCAAGUCAUCCAAGAGGAUGGAAUGAUCAUGUACAUAUUUUAGACACUGAAACGUUUAUCUGGAGCCAGCCUAUAACUACUGGUAAACCACCUUCACCUCGUGCUGCCCAUGCCUGUGCAACUGUUGGGAACAAAGGCUUUGUGUUUGGAGGCAGAUACCGAGAUGCUAGAAUGAAUGACCUUCACUAUCUUAAUCUGGAUACAUGGGAGUGGAAUGAACUAAUUCCACAAGGCAUAUGCCCAGUUGGCCGAUCUUGGCACUCACUAACACCAGUUUCUUCAGAUCAUCUGUUUCUCUUUGGAGGAUUUACCACUGAUAAACAGCCACUAAGUGAUGCGUGGACAUACUGCAUCAGUAAAAAUGAAUGGAUACAGUUUAAUCAUCCCCAUACUGAAAAACCAAGAUUAUGGCAUACAGCUUGUGCCAGUGAUGAAGGAGAAGUAAUUGUGUUUGGAGGGUGUGCCAAUAACCUUCUUGUCCAUCACAGAGCUGCACACAGUAAUGAAAUACUUAUAUUUUCAGUUCAACCAAAAUCUCUUGUAAGGCUAAGUUUAGAAGCUGUCAUCUGCUUUAAAGAAAUGUUAGCCAACUCAUGGAACUGCCUUCCAAAACACUUACUUCACAGUGUUAAUCAGAGGUUUGGUAGUAACAACACUUCUGGAUCUUAAGGCUUCAUAGAUAAUGCCUCUGAUCACUUGCAUGGACAGCAAUUCUGUAAACAUCAGAGUGAAAUCAUUUGUAUAAUUAUAUACACUGUUGUAGUUUGCAGCUUUUUAGUUUUACUGUGCAUGUGAAUGGCCUAGAGAACCUAUUUUUGUGUCUAAAGUUUACAAUAAAUGUAUUUAACAGCAGAA
Molecule: messenger RNA, 1720 nt
Organism: Odocoileus virginianus texanus
Lineage: Eukaryota; Metazoa; Chordata; Mammalia; Artiodactyla; Cervidae
Gene: KLHDC2
Product: kelch domain containing 2
Molecular function (GO): protein binding
Source: RefSeq, a predicted model, not a curated record